GGGGGUGGCCGCGGGGCUGCGGGCCGGUGACCGCGCGCUGCUGCGCUCCGGCUGGCCGCGGCCCUGCUUGAGACAGCUAGCGGGUAUGUGCACCUCAGCCCUGCUCAGGUACCCGAGUGUUGUGGGGCAUCCCGGGCUGUCCUGAUCCCGGCUUACUACCUUUCGUUCUUGACGUACUCUGCUCUUUUGCCCGUGCUCUUCAUUAAGGAUGCUCGUCUGUUGUAACAUCACGCUGCGGAGAGCUCUGUGGUCUCUCCGUUUGCUGUUGAUGACAGGCCUUGAACAGGGGCAUUGCUGCUGUUAAGGAAGAUGCUGUGGAAAUGCUGGCCAGCUAUGGGCUGGCGUACUCCCUGAUGAAGUUCUUCACUGGUCCAAUGAGUGACUUCAAAAAUGUAGGCCUGGUGUUUGUGAACAGUAAGAGAGACAGGACCAAAGCAGUUUUGUGCAUGGUUGUGGCUGGCGCUGUAGCUGCUGUAUUCCAUACCUUAAUAGCAUAUAGCGAUUUGGGGUAUUACAUAAUUAAUAAGCUACACCAUGUGGAUGAAUCAGUGGGAAGUAAAACUCGGAGGGCCUUCCUUUAUCUUGCUGCCUUCCCUUUUAUGGAUGCCAUGGCAUGGACCCAUGCUGGAAUUCUUCUGAAACACAAGUACAGUUUCCUGGUGGGAUGUGCCUCCAUCUCAGAUGUCAUAGCUCAGGUUGUUUUUGUAGCCAUUUUGCUUCACAGUCACUUGGAGUGCAGGGAGCCUCUCCUGAUCCCAAUCUUGUCCCUGUACAUGGGAGCGCUUGUCCGAUGUACCACAUUAUGCCUGGGAUACUACAGGAACAUACAUGAUGUCAUUCCUGACAGAAGUGGGCCCGAAAUGGGGGGAGAGGCUACAAUCAGGAAGAUGCUGAGCUUCUGGUGGCCUUUGGCAUUAAUCUUGGCAACUCAGCGAAUAAGCAGGCCCAUUGUCAACCUUUUUGUCUCCCGGGACCUAGGUGGCAGUUCUUCAGCCACAGAGGCGGUGGCAAUUCUGACAGCUACCUAUCCUGUGGGACACAUGCCGUAUGGCUGGCUGACAGAAAUUAGAGCAGUAUACCCAGCUUUUGACAAGAAUAACCCCAGCAAUAAACUGGUGAACACCAAUAGCACCGUCACAGCGACACAUAUCAAGAAGUUCACUUUUGUUUGCAUGGCUUUGUCCUUAACGCUCUGUUUUGUGAUGUUUUGGACACCGAAUGUGUCAGAGAAGAUUUUAGUUGACAUAAUUGGAGUAGACUUCGCUUUUGCAGAGUUGUGUGUUGUUCCUUUGCGCAUCUUCUCCUUUUUCCCAGUUCCAGUGACAGUCAGAGCACACCUGACUGGUUGGCUGAUGACUCUAAAGAAGACAUUUGUGCUGGCACCCAGCUCAGUGCUGCGGAUUAUCGUCCUCAUCACUAGUCUCAUUGUUCUGCCUUAUUUGGGAGUUCAUGGAGCCACCCUGGGAGUAGGAUCCCUUCUAGCAGGGUUUGUGGGAGAAUCCACUAUGGUUGCAAUAGCGGCCUGUUACGUCUAUCGAAAACAGAAAAAGAAGCGGAAUGAGAAUGAAACAUCUGCAGAAGGUGAAGACUCUGCCAUGACCGACAUGCCUCACACGGAGGAAAUGACAGACAUCGUAGAAAUGAGAGAAGAGAAUGAAUAAGAAAUGGGAUGCAAUUGUUCUCUACAGGGACGAUUGGAGUGACACUUCAGCAUCUUGUCGUCUCUCAUACUUUUUUGUUUGUUUGUUUUUAUUUUUGUAAUAAAGAGGCCUUGAUUUGAAAGGUUUCAGAUAAAUUCUCUAGCAUACUGAGUAUGCUCACACUGAUGAGGGACCUAAAAAGAGGUCUUUGCUUUUUCUUUUUCAAUUGAAUUUGUUUUCUCACUCCAUGCAAACAUAGAAGAUACAAUUGCAUCACUGUAGAGUCUUCCUUACUUAUGCAUCCAUCUUCUCUGGACAAUCUGCAUUUGUCAACCAAAGCCCUGUUGUGUGCGUGUGCCUGUGUGCACACACACGAGUGCCACUGGCUCAGUGCUACUGCCAUAAUCCUACUCCCUCCCCUCUUUCCUUUUCCUUCCUUUUCUUUAUGAGAAAUGUUAAGGAAAAGAAGUUUGGAAUACAGAGCUUUAUUUUACUUGCUUGAAAAUGACUUUGCUACAUAAACUAAUAUACUAUGGUGAACUAUAUCUUUUUGUUUGGCCUCAUCACUAGAGCUUAUACUGCACAGGGUACAAGACAGGGAGGAACACGUAAGUCUCCAUAUGGGGAAAAACAGGUUCCUCUCUCCUGCUAAAAGUGUGUGGAUGUGUAUAUACACACACAGAGACAUACGUGUAUAUAUAUUUAUAUAUAUAUAUGCAUAUGAUAAAUAAAAUACACACAGGACAAGAACUCUGUUUAGUUUUCAUUUCAUCUGAAAGACAGAAAUCUUUUGAAAAACGUAAGCAUUUAAUUCAGAAUCUUCUUGAAUAGUUAAGCACCACCUCACAUGGUUUUCUUUAGGAAAAAAAAAACAAACAUGCACUUUCCUCUUGUGAAGAGGGUGAUAGCAACUGAAAUAAUUUGACUGUAUUUGAAUAAGAAAAUAAAAAUUGACAAGCUUUACCAAAGUUCUUGUCCGCUGAUUUAACUUUAAUUUUCAGAGGUUGGUUUACUCUACUUUUAUUUCUGGUGUCUAUAUAUUGAAAGAAAAAAUACAGGUAACUUGUGCAGGAUACCACACUGUGUCACAUUACUACACAUAGUUCCAUGAAAUUCUUAAUUUGGUGAGGUACACAUGCUCACACACACAUGUAUAUAUAUAUAUAUAAGUAUAUAUAUAUACACAUAUAUGUAUGUUUUGCUAUGAUAUAUUUACCUAUGCAGUAGAUCAGAGUCAGUAUGGUGAAGCUCAAGUACUGGUAAUCCUCCAAGUCCUCAAUUAGGGACCAUGAUCACUUGUUAGCUCUCAACAGUGUCAUGGAAGUGGAAAGCUGCUCAAACCAGCAAGUUGCACUUUGCAAACAAGGCAGGCACUGUGCAGUUUAAUUGAGCCUUAAACAGUAGAGUGUGGGGUUGGAUGGUCGGUCCUUGUCAAGUGGAAAUGAAGCCUGUGUAAGAGGUUACUGAACCACAGAUGGUUUGGGUGCCUCUGAUGAGGGCUGCGGGAGCAGCUUCUAUUGCUUGCUGUUCUGUGUUUGGCUGCGGGGCAGCGUUCCUGUGUCCAGUUUGUAGUACCUUGGGUUCUUUCAGUUGUAGCUGUGCCAGAUUCAGAUUCUGGAUACAGUUAUCCUUCAUGGGAUAUCUGCAAACCAGUUAAUUUAAACUUUCUUUAGUAAAAAUAUAUUUUUAUAAGUUGUGGAAAUGAUUAUUUAAUUGUAGACAACUUCAGUUUCUAGAUUAUUUCCCAGGUAGUCCCAGCACUCAGAAAAUUAACCAGAAUUAGCCAUUACUUUAAAUGUUAUAUUGAUAUAUGUGUGUAUAUACAUACACAUGUGUAUAAAUAUAUAUAUUGUAUAUUAUGUACAUUUAUUUUAAGCAACAGUACAUUUCUUAUUUUUCCAAGUUCAGCUAAAAAUGUCUCUAAAACAUUACCGAGUUGACUAGUAACCAGGUGUAGCUAUCACAAAAGGCAUUUUAUCAAUGAACUUCCUUUUAGACAUUUGUACCGAUUUGUUAUACGUGCAGAUGCAGUAAGAAAAGACUUAGAAGUGAUUUUGUUCAAUGACAGACUUGAAAAAGCAGUUCAUGGUUAAUUAGUGGUGGCAGUAAAGGACAAGACUAAACCUAGUAGCCACCACGAGGUGGUUCUCAUUGUUUAUUAUAGGAGAUUUUUUUUAAAAGACAAAAAAAAAAAAAGAAAAAGCCCUCAGACGAAUGAACUUCAUGCAGCAUGGAGAUGGUACACAUAUGCGUUCAUGAAUACUCUCAAACAGUCAUAUGUAUAUAACAUGUAUAUAGACUGUUACGGAUCGCAGCGGCCAGUUAAAGACUUCUCUGUUCCUGUAGUUUUGAUUCCUCCUGUGCAUUUGUAUCCAAAUCCACAACGCGCAGUUUUUCAGGAACUGUGGGGAUAAAACACUGAAUUAUUUUGAUACUUGACUGAAAUACAAAUAGCAGUAUUUUUGAGGAAUUUUGAGCAUUACAGAUGUAGGGUUCAAGGUAAUAACUGCACCAAAAAAGUAGGAAUUUGAAAACAAAUUAGGUGAAGCACCAAGUCUUUUGUGUUAGAUAGAAAACUGAACAAUCAUCAAAGAGUGAAUUAUUGGUCAUAUAGAGUGAAACUAAUGGUAUUGUAGAAGUCAGAAUUUCAGUUCUGUGGGUAGUUAAUAUUCCUUUAUUUCACAAAACAAACAAACAAACAAAAAAAACCCAACAAUGGAUGAGCACAGGAGUGGUAGGACUGGGGCAAGUUUUCACCAAGUUUUGUAAGGACACAUGCAUAACACUGAUUCCCAUUUCCUGUGCAUUGGUGUAUUUUUUACGUUGCUGGGUUAACCAAAUCUGCUGAUGUAUCUGCAACACGUAACUCCAUAUGGGAGCUUGGUGUCCCAGCAGAUGCUCUCUCACAUCGGCAUGCUCAACCUGAAGGCAGGUCCACAAGGAGCUCCAUGUGCCACAGCAGCGCCCAGAGCCCCAUCUGGUGACAUCUUCAAGGGCUUCAGUGACAAUCUGAGCCCCAUUUGAUGGUGUGUCCAACUGGACUGCCUUUGGACCAAGGGCGCAUGCCACCAUGUCCAGGUUGACUGAACCCCACUGAAUAGGUCCAAUCAUUACCCACCCAAAGUGUCUCUGCUGAGCAGGCCCUCGUGAACGUGUUGGCUUCUUCCCACACAAAGGAACUCUUGAGUUUUGAUGAAAUGCUGUCUCCUUUGUGGUGUUGCUCAUGACAUCUCUAUCUGUGUGAUACAUUUUGAAAUAAUAGAGGUCUGUUAGUUGUCUGUUUUGAGGAGAGACAGAGCACCAUCAUCUCACUGAAUUCAUGUGAAGUUUCAGCCUUUCAGUACUUUCUUGAGAAUAACUGAAUUAUAUCAAUGAAGUUACAGUAAGAGGAAAAAAGUUGAUCUGCAUCCUACAUCUUAUGUUUUAGGCCAUGAAGGAACAUACCACUCAGCACGAAGUAGAAGGGACACUGGUAGAUUGUGGAUUAAUGUUCCUAGGCUUUUAAUACGUACUUAAGGUUGUGUUAACUGCCUGAGUUUUUCUUUCACAGACGCAAUAGCAGUUGGAAAACACCUAUUUUUUAUCUCCCCCACACGCUUACCAGGCCAUGGCCCUGGUGAGGCGGGCUCUGCAUGUCCCAUCCCUCUUACACAGCCACGCGGUCAAGAGUGAGAGCUGUGCUGGGCAAGAGGAUGGGUGAGUAACAGAGAAGUCUUUUGUUUCCUACUCAUUUUGCUGCUAAAUAUUUCCUUUGAACGGGAGAGAUUUAUCGGCUCUCGGUUGGGUUGUGCCGAACUGCUGCAGACAGACAGGCAGUGGCUGGAGACGGAGGGCGAGCUGCUGAAUGCAGUGUAUUCAGGGCAGGCCACAGCGCACAGACAGGAGCCUUUUGAGGGAGAGAGUUCUUUUUUUGUGGUCUGGCGCCUCGUGCUUAAAGGGAAAGGUGAAAGGACGCCUUGGGGUGCUCGGGUCGGCCACGAGGCAUGGGCAGUGUGGGAUGGUGUGGGAGCAGGAGGGCAGCAUCACGCCUCGGCCUCUCACUGAGGUGUGGGCAUGGUGUGAUCAGUGGGACAGAAUGCGGCUGGGGAUAUCUGAGCGUCCAGUAGCCAUUGGUGUAUCAGAAAGCCAUGCAUAGAUAGAUGAAUAUAUAUAUAUAUAUAAGGGUAUGUAUAUGUGAGUUUGUAUGUAAGAGUUUUAUGCACACGUUUUUAGUACUGGCUGUAUGUAGCUUGCUGGAACAGAGUAUAAAAAACAUCUUAAAGAGGGAAUAGGCUGUGUAAAGAAUUGCAGUUUAAAGCCACAUAAACAAAUAACUAAAAUGACCUUUCGUCAGACAUGAUACCAGUAAGAAAAAGCGGCAUUUAGAUCAGUAUGCUAAAACAGGAGAGAAGUGGGGAACAUGGAAAAGCUUGUGGAUGUGGCAUACCCAGCCUAAAGACGGCAUCACCGGGGUGGAAGUCAAUUAACAGAGCAGAAAUGGCUCUGCCAUUCUCCUGUUAACUGCACUGGAGAGGAACUGAAAGGUGAGAAGUGAUGUGUAAAUGAGGCACAGCUUAGAGUAUUUGGGUUUCUGAGAGCGGAGGAGUCAUCAGAGAGACGAGCAUGAAAACAUCUCAGAAAAGUAUUCAAGCAGAAACGAACCAUAUGUGGGUUUUAUGGCGUGCAAAGAGGAGAUGUUACAUCGCCUGCUGAUUCCAAGUAACUGGCAGUAGCUGGGCAAAUGUCACGAGCUUUAGUUAAACAAAGUUAAACAGAGAGUAACGAAGAGUGAAUUACACAGCUUUGAUAUCAAACUGGCAUUUCCCAGGCACCAAGUUAGCCAUAUGCAUGUGUGGACUGCCGUGUUUGCAGGCCGCAUCAAGGGCCUACUGAAGGGCUGCGUGUCCCCCAGGCAGCGCCAGCACCGUGGGCACUUGUCGGCUUCUCUGCAGCCUGCAGCACACCUUGUUAUACUGAAUGCUGAUGCACAGCAUGAAGCGAGGCACCUACACUAGAUCAGCUGCAAGUUCAGGUCCAUCAUGGGCUGGAUUCAUUUUGAGGCAGUUUGUGUGGAUUUGCUUUGGAGAUCGGUGCACAGAUCCACAGAUCCACUCCUCAGCCACUGCCAGACUUCUCCUUGGCAUUCUGUGAUUACUAGACAUUGUCACUCCUCACGUCAACUUGUGAGUUUCACCUCGUUUUUCUCUCUCAUUCCCAGUUCUGCAUCGUCAGACAUUUCUUUAUUUUCUUCUGAAUGCUCCUGCUAGAUUUAUUUUGUCUGCUGGCAUUUUGAGAAGGAAAACGUAGUCUUUGUGCUGAAUGCCAAGUAACGUAGUCUUUAAAAGGUAACUUAAAACAAAACUGGUUUUUUUGAUGAACUGUUGUUUGCUUUUCAUUUGCUUAGCUGAAAAGUAGUCAAGAAACAGAAGGAACUGGGGGACGUUCUUUAUUUAAAAUCAAGAAUUCAAAGAAUUAAUUCAAGUUCACUACUAAACUCGAGCCAUUUUUUUGACCUUCUGGUGAUUUGUGAGCACCCCAGCUCUUCCAGGGCACUGCAGCCCUGCAGCUGUGCACUGUUUGAAGCACUGGGAAGCACAGGACUUUGUGUAGAUGAAAACUAAAAUACAGCCUGAAAAGUUGGAGAGGCCGAAUCAUAGGAAGAAUCUGUUAAGUUUAAAAUUCAGCCGAACUUGUGCAAGCUGAUUGAUGUCUGAAGAGGCCCUGCUUUGGGGUUACAUAGAUAAAUAAAUACCUGCCAUCUCCAUCUGACCUAAAUUGUUCUCUGCUUCACUUAGGAACCUAGGAUAGUCCUGUCAUCUUAAGGCGCUCGAGGCUGUUUGGGUUUAUUUUAGGGUUUCAGGGCUGAGAGAUAGUGCCCACUAAGGCUCAACAAUGGAGAUAUCUAUGCCAAAAUCUGAGCUUCACAGAUUCUUUCUCAGAUGACAAAACUUUCAUAUUUCAGGGCCAGUUGUAAGCACCCUCCCACCCUGUGGGAGCCCCGCAAUGAGAGCAAAGCAAAAGUCAGCUAUUGUAUAUGCAGACAAAAUAUUCGAGAACUGCACUGCACUUCUACAAUUAACUCUCUAAGUACAAAAGUCUGAAACCAGCAAGCAACUGCGUGCAUCACCUUCUUUUCAUGUGCAUCAUUCAGAGCUAUAAAAAAAGCUAUCCUUUCUGAUAACUGUAAUCAAGGUAAUGCAAAGUAAUACUUCAAUUUAUGUAAUAAAACAGCUUGGCCUGUCUACAGUUGAGAGCAUAUAAAUACCCUCUUAGGAAAGGAUGUAUUUUAAAAUUGAAGUGAUGGCCGUAUGCCGUAUAAUUCCACCAAAACACAAACAAAAAAAUUGGAAAAAAAAAAAAAAGCAUCAGCUUUGAAUGAGUAUCCUGCCUGUGUGGAAAGCAGAGUGUGAGUACACAUGUAGAAAGCAGCAGAGCCUGAACUAGCAUGCUCAGCUUUGUAGUUUGCUCUCUAAGACAGCACUAAUGCAACUCUGGUUUUCUGUCCUAUUACAGUAAACACAAUGUCCUUCCCAAGCUGAAAUGAAACAAUUAGGAGGCUGCAGGCCAUAGGGUUACUUACAUCAAUUGAUUUUAUCUACAAACCUUGCAGAUGCUACAACAUUGCAAAAGCAAAACGUGCAAAAGAACGAAGGUUCAUAUGCAUUUUUAUAGAGGACGUCAAGAAGCUUUUUAAAAUUAAUCACUCUUUCAGUGAUGCAGUUCAAAGUGCGCUUCACUUACUUUGUUUUUAAUAGAAAUCUACCCACAAAACACCAUAUAUUAUUACAAAGCAAGCGCACAAGAUGCGGAAUUCAACCUGUGCUUUUUUCCAAUGGGACAGAAGCUCCCACCACCACCAUAAAGGCAUUUGAGCUCAGGUGGUGUCACUCAUUCAGAACACUGGCCCCACUGCUACUGCUACUUUAGAUCUGCUUUUGUUGCUGCUGCCUCCAUUUUCUUGAAGCCGAGCACCCAGGGCACUGUUUGGUUGGAUACACCGGCAUGGCCAUGGGUCCCCAGGGCUUGCCUGCCAAGUGAGAGGUGACUCGAGACACAGAGCCCCUUUAGGACAAAACCUGAUGGUUUGUCAUUCCACCAAUAUGAGCAAGCUGGGGGCAGCAGUCUUCCCUAGAGCUGGCUCUUCUGAGAGAGGGAAAAUAGACUUUGCCUUUUAUUGAUGGCCUGGCGGCUGGGACUGCAGCCACCCUCAGGUCCUCCAUGCUGCUUUUGGGUUUUUUUUGUGCUGUGACAUUGGCAGAGCAUCUUAGUACCACAGGGUGCAGAAAUCCCAACUGGAGACCAAGGAGUCUGUUCUGCUUGGAGGCAUAGAUGAAAUGUGUUUAAUGGUGUGACUCCCUCAUUUAUCAUCUUUAACAAGAGGUUCACUCACCUAUGAAGGUUACCAGGCAGCACUGCUGACAUCAGAUAAACCUGAACUUUACAGUGCUAGGAAUACAAAAGACACCAAACUUUGUCACACUUUUUGCUGUGGAGAAAGAAGGAAGCUUCACAUGUCCCACUCUCUCCAUCUUCACAUGCUUGAGCACGGCCAGUCACAAGGUUGCUCUAGAAGGAUCUCUAAAGCUGAGCAAAACCCGAAGGGAAAAGCAGCAGAUGAGAACUGUUUUGUCUCCACAGCAGGGGGAUAUCUUAGAGAAGGGCUAAAUUGCACAGAAAUGCCCCCCAGAAAGUAUCGGUUUUAGAGCAGAGGUUCAGGAUGGCUUUGACCACAUGGUACAUCAUUUGUAAAGUAGUAACAACAAGGAUAGCAGGUUCUCCAAUCUCCGAAAGGUGUUCUAAGGAUAGUAUUCACUGAUGCUGGUGAAAAAUGCUUGGAUACUGCAGGGAACAGUACCACAGAAAUGCCUAUAAAUACUGAACUCAUAUUUGCAUGUUCUAAUUGUGCCUUUGGGUUCUCUAAAAUUGACUUGUUUUUAGUUUAAUGGAAAUACUUUAAAAAAAUGAGAGUGGGGAAUAGUGUCUUGAAGCAACAUCCUAAGAAAGGGCAGCACAGCAUCUGAAGGCUUUCUUGGGAAGGAGCAGGAGGAUGUUUGAGGGCCUCUGUCCACAGAGCAUUCUGCAGGACAAGGUCUUGUUCUGUUCUCAGUAGGCUUGCAAGUAGUAGCUGGGCACCCUUUAGGGAAUGCUGUGUUUGCACUGGGGUUAAGGUCACCUUUCCAUAAGGAAAAAGCUCAUUUUUUGUUCAUUUCUGUUAUUUUAAGGUGAAUCUGAGAACUGGGCAAAUGGUUAUUUCACCUCAGAGGUGUCACUUGCUUUUCAUUUCUUUCAGAGUAUCUUUCUCUAUCAGAUUCAGAUUCUUUCAGUGUCUUUCAGGAUAAAGCUAUCGUUAUGCAAAGCAGUAUGCCUAAUAGCAAUCCUUGACUAUUUAAACAAGUCAAUUUUCCAAGGACUGUAGGUGUCAAGUCAGAGCCCUAUUUGGAACUACAGUACAGGGAUCCUAGAUUUUAAAAGAAAUGUUACCUCAUGCAUCAUUUUCUGCCAUACUUUUGUAGAAUUCCAAUUGAUUUCUCUCAAAAGAAGUGUUGUUUUCUUGAAGUUGUACACCUAAAGCUACCCGUUUGUUUUUUAAUGAACGUUUUGCUUUGCUUUAAACAUGUGGGUUUUCUGUAACCUCUAAAGAAGCCAAUGAAGGUAAAACUUUGUACAUUUUUUCAAUGACUGCUGAGGUCGAAAGUAUAAAAGUACGUGUUGCAUUAAAAUUGAGUGUUGUUUAUGUAUUUAACAGAGAUGUAUGUUUUUGCAUUGUUAAAAAGGAUGAUCUAUGCUUUCUUUUAGGAGGGGGGGGAGAUCUGUGCUCCAAUAUUGUCCAACAGCUUUCAUAUUCUAAUUACUUUAAGUAAAGUUCUAACAGUUUGCAUAUGA
Messenger RNA from Gallus gallus (chicken), 10502 nucleotides. RefSeq names its product ANKH inorganic pyrophosphate transport regulator (gene ANKH). Lineage: Eukaryota; Metazoa; Chordata; Aves; Galliformes; Phasianidae. Gene Ontology annotation, cellular component: membrane. The transcript has 12 exons. Gene Ontology annotation, molecular function: phosphate transmembrane transporter activity. The record is from RefSeq and is a predicted model, not a curated record. Gene Ontology annotation, biological process: phosphate ion transmembrane transport. The coding region runs from base 321 to 1661 and encodes 446 amino acids.